This is a messenger RNA of Drosophila montana, 1564 nucleotides long. RefSeq lists its product as uncharacterized. NCBI's taxonomy places the organism in Eukaryota, Metazoa, Arthropoda, Insecta, Diptera, Drosophilidae. The record is from RefSeq and is a predicted model, not a curated record. The transcript is spliced from 2 exons. The coding region runs from base 188 to 1348 and encodes 386 amino acids.
UAAUACUAAUAUGCAAUUCAGACACGUUUAUUUAACUAAAUUCUAGUUGCACUUUUAUAUUCACUUAAAUCGACACGAAUCCAAGUAACCGAGGAAUAUUUGUAACUUUCGUCCCAAAGCAUUCUGUUGACAUCGAAUCAACCACUGUUUCUCUUCAAUUUUCAUCUAAAUUAAUAACAAAACCAAAAUGGGGAUUGCAGAGACAGACAAAAGGGUACAAAGAGACUCAUCAGACGUCAAGGCCCAAAAGGCCAGAAACCGCUCGUUUUUGAAACGACGCGCUGUGCAAUUGAGCAAUUGCUAUUUGCAGAGCAACUGGAAUCUUUGCACACAUUUGCAGCGCCAAUGGAAUCGCCGCCGAUUGCGUCGCCUCUUCUCGUCGGAUAAGCACUCUGGCAGGGAUUCCAAUCGUUCCAAUCUGAAGCAACAAAGCUGGUCGUUUUUCUGGUACACCUUGGUGCCCAUGUUUUUGGUGUUGUGCUUCAGCUGCGGCAUCACGUUGUAUCAAAAUACCGACGCCGUCUCGAAGUUCAUGCAGCGUUACUCUACCCAGUAUCAGGCUAUAGUGCACAACAAGCUGAACUACUGUGAUCGCACCAUACCUUUGCACGAAAUAUUUGAGCACAUUCACGAGAAUGUCAUUAAUCAGGAGGUGGCACUCGAACAGCUGGAACAGGCGUUGGCCAAUCAAAGCUCAUUUCAGGCCAUUGCGCUGGUUGGAACUUCGGGCGUUGGCAAAAGCCUUACAAUGCGAAUGCUGCAGGAGCAGUAUCCAUGGUCGGAGAACGUCCAGAAUAUUGCCUGGAAUGACUAUGAGCUCACAGACGAGGAGGCACGCUACCAAGCCGUAUGGGGCAUGCUCAGCAACCUGGCACAUUGCGGCCGCAAUUUGAUAAUCAUUGACAACAUGGCCAUGUGUGAUUUGGAAUAUGUAUCAUCAAUUAAUUCAUUGAUACUAUCAAACACUGACGUGGCCAGUGGUAACAACGACCUGGACAAGAAGCAGCUGACAAUCAUCUAUGUUUUCAAUCUGAACGGCAUGCUUCCGGAGGAGCACUACAGCCAGCAGCUAAAGAUGCUGCAGAAGUUGCCGCCAACCACGGUUAUACCGUAUCGUGUUUUUGGGCCGGCUGAUCUGGAAAAGUGUGUGCGCCACGAGGCCAAAGUGGUGGGUCUUGACUUGGAAGAGCGCUAUGUCGAGGAAAUGGUCAACACAACAGAUGUGAAGGUCUCCGGAUGCAAGACGGUACGUUCUAAGGUUUUGAUCUAUGGGCUGCCACAGUCGAAUGACGAGAAGAAGAAGGAGAAGCACAGCCAGACUGAAAUGACACCUAUCGAGGGUCACUAAGACCAUAAUACUGACUAAGCCUUUAGCUAUGCAUGGGUGGUUUUUCAACGAGUUCAAUUUUCUUUCUUUCGGCAUUUAAGUUUGUUAAACCAAAACCAAGGUUACGCUUCUAGCAUUUUUCAGGGGGAAUAAUGGGAAGUAGAAUCCUGUAAAAUUGAAGUGUUACUUAGAAUCUAAAUGUACACUUGCAUAUUAAAAUAAUCCACAUUCCAAUUA